This is a messenger RNA of Alexandromys fortis (reed vole), 905 nucleotides long. It is a transcript of the gene Fkbp11, whose product is annotated as FKBP prolyl isomerase 11. Lineage: Eukaryota; Metazoa; Chordata; Mammalia; Rodentia; Cricetidae. The record is from RefSeq and is a predicted model, not a curated record. Gene Ontology annotation, biological process: protein peptidyl-prolyl isomerization. Gene Ontology annotation, molecular function: peptidyl-prolyl cis-trans isomerase activity. Gene Ontology annotation, cellular component: endoplasmic reticulum. Bases 170 to 781 code for a protein of 203 amino acids. The transcript has 6 exons.
GCGUACGGAAUGCUGGCUUCUUCCCUCUAGGAGGUGGGGACAAGCAGGGGGAGGAGGAGCUCGCUCCUUGCGACCCGCCCAUACCAGUCUGGCCUGGAGCUGAGGUGUCCUGGUCGCCUGCACGCGCACAGCCUGUCCUGGUGCCCCGGUACCCCAAGCAGGUCUGGUCAUGUCCCUGCGCCCUUUGCUCUGGCCGCUCCAGCUGCUGCUGCUGCUGCUGCUGCUGCUCAAUGGGGCGGUGUGCCGAGCUGAGGCUGGGCCAGAAACCGAAAGUCCUGUCCGGACCCUCCAAGUGGAGACCCUGGUACAGCCCCCUGAAUCGUGUACAGAAUCCGCUGCCUUUGGAGACACGCUCCACAUCCACUACACGGGCAGCUUGGUAGAUGGACGCAUUAUUGAUACCUCCCUGUCUAGAGACCCUCUGGUGAUAGAACUUGGCCAAAAGCAGGUGAUUCCAGGUCUGGAGCAGAGCCUUCUGGACAUGUGUGUGGGAGAGAAGCGAAGAGCAGUCAUCCCUUCUCACUUGGCCUAUGGAAAGCGAGGGUACCCGCCAACCAUCCCAGCGGAUGCAGUGGUCCAGUUUGAUGUGGAGCUGAUUGCAUUGUUUCCAGCCAACUACUGGCAAAAGCUGCUGAAGCGCUUUUUGCCUCUGGUAGGCAUAGCUAUGGUGCCGGCACUCCUGGGUCUGAUCGGGUAUCACCUAUACAGAAAGGCCAGCAGACCCAAAGUCUCCAAAAAGAAGCUGAAAGAAGAGAAACGAAACAAGAGUAAAAAGAAAUAAAUAGUGAUCUUUAACAAAACUUUGUAUUCUUCACUUGAUUCUACCACCCCCUUUUUCUUUAACUUUUUACUGUGUGUGUGUGUGGGGGGGCUGGAACGUGGAGGUCGGACAGCACUGUGAAGUU